Thermothelomyces thermophilus ATCC 42464 is the source of this 501-nucleotide messenger RNA. RefSeq lists its product as uncharacterized. The transcript has 4 exons. NCBI's taxonomy places the organism in Eukaryota, Fungi, Ascomycota, Sordariomycetes, Sordariales, Chaetomiaceae. The record is from RefSeq and is a predicted model, not a curated record. The coding region runs from base 1 to 501 and encodes 166 amino acids.
AUGCGAGACAUACUCAACUUCAAGGUCGGGGGCGCUCUCGGUCACGGGGGCGCGAACAAGUCCGCGCUGCAGCACCAUGAGGGGGCACCAAGCAACACGCCACCGGACGGGGGGCCAACGCGAGGGGGGGUAAAGCGAUCGCCUCCAAACACAGCACCGCGCAUCAAGUACAACGGUGAUACGUGGGAUUAUAUCUCCUUCUCCUUACGAGCGAGAAGAGAUACGCGCGUUACACGUCCCCUGCACCUCCCCGUCCAACCCCAUGACUUCUUCUCCCUGAAGAGGCAACGAGAAGAAUGGGGUGCUCUCCGUCGCCCGCCCGCAACCUUCCACCUUCCCGGUACGAGGCAGGAGACGGAAAGGACCAAGAAGACACCCAGCUGCAAGUGUCCGCAUCAGGCCCCUCUCAUGCCAUUCUUUGUGGUUGUCAUCUUUAGGGAGAGGCGGCUGCAGGUGACGUCCAUACCGGUCACUUCCUCCCGCCCGGGAACGGCCCGCUGA